UAGACUCUUCCUCUAAUACGAUGUUUAAACAAACCUUCAAUACUAGACAAUAGACAAAAUGCAAUCCUAAUGUUCACAAGAUCUACUUGUAGCUGAAAGAAAAUCGUGGCACAAAAUUGUUCUUAAUUGAUUUGGCCCUAGUUCAUACUCGUUGAUAUCAACGUUCCAACAACAAUGUGUUGUUCUUCUGAUUUUCAAGAAAAUGAUUGACUAUCUUACUUAGUAAUUCAACAAUGAGACAUCAACCGCUAGGCACCAUUUUAAUGAUGUUUCUUUGCUUCUUUUUUGAUUAAGCUUGCUGGAUGGGAUGAUGCACAACAGGGAAGUUGAAUGAAGUAAAGGAAAAUGGCUAGCACACAAAAAUUAGUUCUUGGAGCAUUGAAUGUUAGUUACAACUUUCAUUUUGCAGGUCUCCUUCUCAUAACCUUUGUGAUUGCUUCUGUUUGUGGUAAACAGUACUUCCAGGGACUGCUGAUGAUACCUUAUGGUUUUGUCCAGCACUGUGAUUUGUUUUCAGGCAGAUGGGUUUAUGAUAACGUAUCAUACCCUCUAUACAAGGGGAAACAAUGUUCUUUCAUGGACGACGACUUUGCCUGUGAGAAGUUUGGUAGCAAGGACUUGGAUUAUCAGAAAUGGCGAUGGCAGCCACAUGAUUGUGACCUUCCAAGGUUCAAUGCUUUUGCAUUGUUGAAGAAGUUAAGAGGGAAGAAGCUUGUGUUUGUAGGGGAUACCUUGAAUCGUAACCAAUUCAUGUCAAUGCUGUGUCAAAUUGAAUCCUCGAUCCCUCAAUCAUCGUCUAAACUGUCACAUGUCCGGAAAGGCAACUCCAUCAUCUUUAAAGCCACCGAAUACAAUGCCACAAUCGAAUUCUAUUGGGCUCCUUUGCUGGUUGAAUCUAAUUGCGAUGACAUGGAAAUUCAUCAUGUACAAGAUUGCAUAGUCAGAAUUAAGGCAAUUGAAAAGCAUGCCAGGUACUGGACGGAUGCAGAUAUACUCGUAUUUGAUUCCUUUGCUCGGUGGUUGGGGUCGAAAAUGACACUUCUAUGGGGAUCAUUUGGAAGCUCUGAUGCAAUCUAUAAAGAAGUCGAGAUGAGGCUGCGUGUGUAUGAGAUGGCUUUGAACACAUGGUCAGACUGGUUAGAAAACCACAUUAAAAGAACUAAAACAAAGUUAUUCUUCAUGAGCCUCUCACCUUAUCACAAGAAUGGUGAAGAUUGGGGCAUGGAUACUGGAGGAAAUUGCUACAAUGAAACCGAGCCAAUUUUGAGUGAGGGGCAUUGGGGAAGUUUAACAGAUCGUGGAACAAUGCAGAUAGUAGAGUCAGCUAUACAAAAGCUCAAAACAAGAGGUUUAAAGGUACAUUACCUCAAUAUAACACAAUUGUCGGAUUACAAGAAAGAUGCUCACCCUUCUAUUUAUAAGAAAUUUUGGAUGAAUCUAACUGAAGAACAAUUAGCAAACCCCAUGAGCCACUCAGAUUGUGACAAUUGGUGUCUUUCAGGAGUGCCUGAUGUUUGGAAUACAAUCCUCUAUUCCUACAUUAUGCAUUUACGAAGUUCAUAUGUUGCACGAGAUACAAAAUAUUUAUACAGUGAUGGAUAAGCUUUUCAGAUUUGAA
This is a messenger RNA of Olea europaea var. sylvestris, 1618 nucleotides long. RefSeq names its product protein trichome birefringence-like 34. Gene Ontology annotation, cellular component: Golgi apparatus. The coding region runs from base 346 to 1602 and encodes 418 amino acids. Gene Ontology annotation, molecular function: O-acetyltransferase activity. NCBI's taxonomy places the organism in Eukaryota, Viridiplantae, Streptophyta, Magnoliopsida, Lamiales, Oleaceae. The transcript is spliced from 5 exons. The record is from RefSeq and is a predicted model, not a curated record.